CAGAAGCACUAAAAGCUGUUGGAGUCCUGCGCCACAGACACCGCCACGCAUGACAGUCCCUCAUCCUGUGCCACAGAAAACCAUGAGCACCCCCAACAACACAGCCAGCAAUGCAGUGAUACAGCCUUCCAACAGCAUUGCAGUACCCAGAUUAGCUUCAGCAUGUAGGUCGUUAUUCGUCAGCACAGAUGAGCCAAGCGGCUCUGUAAUGUCAGCUACACUAGUGUCGCCAGCAGCAGCUACGCCUUCUGUCUUUUGUGGGUUGCCAUCGCAGAGUGGAGAUGUGGGUGAAGUGUGUGUGGUACCUGAUGCACAAUUUCAGAUGACUGUGGCUUCCACAUCUUGUGCGACGCCAUCUGCCAGCGAAGAUGUAUCGCGAAGCUCCAUAGUACCUCAUGCACCAGUGUCACAUGCAGUGACUGUACCUGCAGUGUCUUGUGGUGAGUUCGAUACAUAAUUUCUAGUACCAGGACAUGUUUGCGCUGGCUAUGCAAGCUGUAGUGUUCAUUUGUGUUGUGUA
Ornithodoros turicata is the source of this 520-nucleotide messenger RNA. RefSeq lists its product as uncharacterized. Bases 50 to 457 code for a protein of 135 amino acids. Lineage: Eukaryota; Metazoa; Arthropoda; Arachnida; Ixodida; Argasidae. The record is from RefSeq and is a predicted model, not a curated record. The transcript is spliced from 5 exons.